Molecule: messenger RNA, 1373 nt
Organism: Olea europaea var. sylvestris
Lineage: Eukaryota; Viridiplantae; Streptophyta; Magnoliopsida; Lamiales; Oleaceae
Product: G-type lectin S-receptor-like serine/threonine-protein kinase SD1-1
Exons: 5
Coding region: 11-1057 (348 amino acids)
Biological process (GO): protein phosphorylation
Molecular function (GO): protein kinase activity; ATP binding
Source: RefSeq, a predicted model, not a curated record
AUUAGAAAAUAUGAUUUAUAUAGAACCUGCAGGAGCUGGGGAGGAUGAUCAAGAUGUAACAUUAUUCAAUAUAAGCGCGAUUUCUGCUGCUACAAAUAAUUUCUCCCCAGAUAAUCAGAUUGGACAAGGAGGUUUCGGUCCUGUUUAUCAGGGUCAAUUUCCAGAUGGACAGAAUAUUGCUGUAAAGAGACUGUCACAGAAUUCAUAUCAAGGGAUCCAAGAAUUUAAGAACGAAGUCACGUUGAUUGCACAACUUCAGCACCGAAACCUUGUUAAGCUUUUGGGAUGCUGCAUUCAAGGAGAAGAAAGAAUGCUAAUCUAUGAGUACAUGCCCAAUAAAAGUGUUGACCAAUUUAUAUUCGAUGAAGCCAGGAAGAUAUUACUGCCUUGGGAAAAGCGCUUUGGCAUUCUUAAGGGAGUUGCCAAGGGAUUAAAUUAUCUUCAUUAUGAGUCCAUAGUGAGGAUAAUCCACAGGGAUCUGAAGGCAAGUAAUGUUUUGCUUGAUAAUGAGAUGAAUCCCAAAAUAUCUGACUUUGGUCUAGCAAGGAUUUUCGAAAAUGAGAGAGAGGAAACUACUAGGAGAGUGAUUGGAACACAUGGUUACAUGUCACCAGAGUAUGUGAUGGAUGGCCAUUAUUCGAUGAAGUCAGAUGUGUACAGUUUUGGUGUUUUAGCAAUAGAGAUUAUAAGUGGCCAAAAGAAUUGGGGUUUCCAUCAUCCGGAUCAUGAGCAUAAUCUUCUUGGGCAUGCAUGGGCAUUGUGGAAUGAGGGACGCGCUUUGGAACUGAUGGAUCCAGUUUUAGAAAAGUCAUCUGAUGAGACUAAAAUUUCUCGAUGCAUCCAAGUUGGCCUGUUGUGUGUCCAGCAUCGGACCGAAGGAAGGCCAACAAUGUCCGAAGUGGUUUCCAUGCUGCAGGACGAGCAUGGAACAUUAGCUGAACCUGGGGAACCUGGAUUCUUUAGAGUAAGGUCUUUCGGGUGGACUGUUCCUGCAUCAUGGGACUUAAACGACAGUGUCAAUGGUUUGACAGUAACAACUUUAACAGGUAGACUAUAAUAUAGAUUGAAGACAGUCUCUAUACAAGGAACGAUAACAGUAACAUCGAUUUCUCCUAAAGAAAGCAGUAAAUCAGCAUAAUACUUGAGAAAAAGUUUUGAAGACAGUUGAUCAUUAGGGAAAAAAAUUUGGCAGGACAUUUUUGCAUCCCGACCACUGGAAAAUAGUCAUUAGUCAGUAAAUUUAGACGAUAUGGAGAAUACUAUAAAGAAUUUAGCAAUAUUCCUUACCAAUUUUUUUUUUUCUUUGGCUUACCUAGUGGUUUAUAGAUGUUUAGAAAACCCAGGUAUGAAUCAGGGGAUAUUAUAGCUUGGAA